AUGAACAUGUCCUGCCUGCAGCCAUUUUUGGUUCUGAGCCUAGCAGCUAUGAGUAGGAAGAAGGAGAAGGAAGAUGUGGACAUGGAGGAGGAGGAAGAAGAGGAGGAGUGGGAGGAGGAUGAGCCUUGGAGAAAUUCCAAGGGAAGGAAGACUGGUGGGGGCACCACCUCUUGGGCUAGGCAAGCCAGAAGAGCUGCCAAGCAAGCCAAGAGGGUGGUGAUGUCCACUGGCAAGCCCCUUGAAAAAGGGGAGGAAGCCCUUGCAAAAGGGAAACCCCUUGAGAAAGGGAACAAAGCCCUUGCAAAAGGGACACCCCUUGAGAAAGGGAAAGCCCUUGCAAAAGGGCAAAAUGAAGCCAGGUUCCAGGAGCUGAAGGACAAGCUGGUUAAGAGCCUCAAAAAGGGGAAGCUUGGUCCCAGGCUGGAAACUGGCACACCCCUUGAGAAAGGGACAGGUGCAAGCAGCAGCAAUGCUGCACCCCUUGAAAAAGGGAAAAAAAACCUCUUGAAAAAGAAGAGGCAACAGCCCUUGAAAAAGGGCAAUUCCUUGAAAAAGGACACUGUGCUGGUCCAGGACCUCAUGGCCCUGCAGAAGCUCCUUGACAAAGGGGUGGAGGUGCAUGUGCUCUCCUUCUGUGGGGCCAAGCAGGUUCCCAAAAUUGAAAAGGAAAUCUGGGACAAGCUCCCAGAUCUCAUUGACCAACUUCACUGGUGGGGAUGCUGCACCAGUCGCACUGGGGUGGGGGGCAAGGCAAAGUAUGCCACAGAGUGGGGCUGCCAGGUGGCCUUUGAUGAUUCAAUGGACAUCUUGCAAGAGCUGGGCUCAUGGGGUGUCAAAACCUAUGGCAUCCAGACACCCAGAGAGAGCCAUGCAUGGAUGCCAGAAAACUCCAGGUUUGCAUCCUUUGCAGAUGCAGUGAAGCAGCUCAUCAGGGAUUACAAUCUUUAUUCUGACCUGGCCAAAGCACGCGUCGACAAUAGUGCUAUGGGGUCGCUAACGGAGGGCAAGCCCUUGCCAAAGGGAAAGCCCUUGCCAAAGGGCAAAUCCUUUCAAAAGGACAAGCCCUUGCAAGAGGACAAGCCCUUGCAAAAGGACAAGCCCUUGCCAAAGGGCAAGCCCUUGGGAAAGGGCAAGCAUCUCCCCAGCAGUGGCAGCAAGCCCUUGAAAAAGGACAAGCCCUUGAAAAAGUGCAAGCUGUGUGCUAAGAACCUCAACAGACUUGGCAAUCUUUCUUUGCAAGAGAAGGUUGCUGCAGUUUGUGAGGAGCAAGUGAUGAUGACAGGCCUUCCCUUUGACCCUUGCAAAAGGGAAUUGGUCAUUGCCAAAAGGAACCAGCCCUUUGCAAAAGGGGACUAA
Cladocopium goreaui is the source of this 1356-nucleotide messenger RNA. Lineage: Eukaryota; Dinophyceae; Suessiales; Symbiodiniaceae. The record is from the annotation of a GenBank genome assembly.